AUGAAGCCUGAGUCGGGGCAGGCCCUCUUCCACGUGGCCCUGGCCAGCUGCCUCUGCGUGGCCACCGUCCACACUGGUAUUUUUGAACGUGUCUCUGUCCAAGUGGGCUAUGAGUACUACGCGGAAGUCCCGGUCACCAGCCUCCCUGCCUUCCUGGCCAUGCCUUUCAACUCCCUCGUUAACAUGGGCUACGUUUUCCUGGGGGUGUACUGGCUGCGGAGCCAGGCCUGUGCCCCAGGAGGCCUCGCAGAGAGGCAAAGGGCUCGCUACCUGAAGGACGUCUUCGCAGGCAUGGCCCUGGUCUAUGGCCCGGUCCAGUGGCUGCGCAUCGGGAUGCAGACACGGCCCACUGCUGUGCUGGACCAGUGGCUCACCUUACCCAUCUUCGCAUGGCCAGUGGCCUGGUGCCUCUGCCUGGACAGGGGCUGGAAGCCCUGGCUUUUUCUGGCUGUCGAGGGCCUCUCCCUGUGCAGUUACAGCCUGGCCCUGCUGCACCCCCGUGGGUUUGAGUUGGCGCUGGGCCUGCACAUUGCAGCUGCUGUGGGCCAGGCCCUGCACACCCAGGGGUGCCAUGGCAACGCUUCCUCGGGAACGUACUUGGCUCUGGGCAUGCUCUCCUGCCUUGGCUUUGUGGUCCUCAAGCUUUAUGACCAUGAGCUCGCGCAGUGGCGUCUCUUCCAGCAGCUCACAGGCCACUUCUGGUCCAAAGUCUGUGACGUGCUUCAGUUCCACUUUGCCUUCCUGUUCCUAACCCACUUACACACCUGCCGAAGGUGCCCACCUACGGAGAAGAUGCGUCCAAGUGUGGGAAGAAGGGGCUUAUGA
Molecule: messenger RNA, 825 nt
Organism: Rangifer tarandus platyrhynchus (Svalbard reindeer)
Lineage: Eukaryota; Metazoa; Chordata; Mammalia; Artiodactyla; Cervidae
Source: the annotation of a GenBank genome assembly